AUGGUUCCUCAUAUUAUAUCUCUCUCUAAAAUCAAAAAUUACAAAAUCCCCCUCCAUUCUCUCUUUAAAACCAUCAUCUCCUCCACCGCGCCUCCCGUCCUCCCCAUCUCCAACCCCCAAACCACCGCGAGAACCACCGGUGCAGGUGGCGACGCCAUUGAGGCUCUGGAGAACAACUUGGCCUUCCGUGCCUUCAUCAACAACCUCUCCACCUCCAUCCGCCAUGACCUUGACCAGCACCACCCCUGGUUGGAGCUCGCGGACCAUUGUGCGUUCUCGAAACCCGAGUCCUUCUCCGAAGCCACUUUCCAUGUCCGCAAAAACUUCUCCUACUUCUGCGUCAACUACUACGUUGUCGUUUCACUCAUCCUUACAGUUUCUCUCCUCACUAAUCCUUUCUCUCUCAUCCUCCUCGUUGGCCUCCUCGCCUCUUGGACCUUCCUCUACCUCUUUCGUCCCUCGGAUCAACCUCUCGUCAUUCUCGAUCGAACAUUCUCUGACUUCGAAACCCUAGCCCUCCUCUCUUUUGGUCGCUCUCCUCUGUAG
Messenger RNA from Glycine soja, 546 nucleotides. RefSeq names its product PRA1 family protein B4-like. NCBI's taxonomy places the organism in Eukaryota, Viridiplantae, Streptophyta, Magnoliopsida, Fabales, Fabaceae. The record is from RefSeq and is a predicted model, not a curated record. The transcript is spliced from 3 exons. Gene Ontology annotation, cellular component: endoplasmic reticulum; Golgi apparatus. The coding region runs from base 1 to 546 and encodes 181 amino acids. Gene Ontology annotation, biological process: vesicle-mediated transport.